Molecule: messenger RNA, 1263 nt
Organism: Helianthus annuus (common sunflower)
Lineage: Eukaryota; Viridiplantae; Streptophyta; Magnoliopsida; Asterales; Asteraceae
Exons: 1
Coding region: 1-1263 (420 amino acids)
Source: RefSeq, a predicted model, not a curated record
AUGACCACCAUAAGAAGUUUGAUUGCUAUUGCCACAAAAAUGAAAUGGCCUAUGUUUCAACUCGACGUAAACAAUACAUUUUUGCACGGUGAUUUGGAUGAAGAGAUUUAUAUGUCACCACCACCUGGUAUGGAACUCCCAUCAAAUCAAGUUUUGCAACUUAAAAAAUCGUUAUACGGGCUGAAGCAGGCUUCUCGACAAUGGCAUGGCAAGUUGUCAUCGGUUCUAAAAACUAAAGGUUAUGUUCGUUCUCAGAAUGACUACUCGUUAUUUUCUAAAUCUAUGGGUUCUUCUACAGUUCAUAUAGCAAUAUAUGUUGAUGAUAUCUUAGUAACCGGCGAUAAUAUUUAUGAGAUUGACAGUCUUAAAGCAUUUUUGCAUACUACUUUUCAGAUUAAGGACCUUGGUUUCCUUAAUUAUUUUCUUGGAAUUGAGGUUUUACAUCACUCUCAUGGCACAAUUAUGACACAGAGAAAGUAUGCUUCUGACUUGCUGAAAGAUUUUCUUGUUGAAGAUCUUAUUUCAACUAAUUGUCCUCUUCCUCCUCAUUUACAACUCAAAGUAAAUGAUGGUGUUCUUCUUCGGGAUCCUUUAUUAUAUCGACAAUUAGUUGGGAAACUGAAUUACCUCACUCAUACUCGUCCUGACUUGGCUUUUGCCGUGCAAUUUUUAAGUCAGUUUAUGCAGACUCCUCGUAUUCCUCAUUGGCAAGCCGCUUUACAUACUCUUGCAUAUGUUAAAGGCACUAUUUCUCAAGGACUUUUCUUCAAUAAUUCUUCGGUUUUUUAUUUACAAGCCUAUUAUGAUUCGGAUUGGGCUUCUUGUCCGAACACACGAAGAUCAGUCAGUGGUUAUUUUGUAUCCCUUGGUGGUAGUCCAAUCUCUUGGAAGUCUAAGAAACAGCCUACUGUGGCCUUGAGUUCUGCAGAGGCAGAAUAUCGCUCCAUGUGUAGAGUAACUGCUGAGCUCGCCUGGUUGACACAAUUAUUAGCUGAGUUCCAUGUUUCAAAUUUUACACCAGUUCCUCUUAAAUGUGAUAGUCAAUCUGCUAUUCACAUAGCUAAAAAUCCUAUUUUUCACGAACGCACGAAACAUAUAGAAUUGGAUUGUCACUUCGUUCGUGAAAAACUUCAAGAAGGGUUAAUAUCUCUAUCGCAUACACGCACUGCGAAUCAAUUGGCUGAUAUUUUUACAAAGAGCUUUGCUUUUCCACAACAUAAAGAGUUAUUACGCAAGUUGGGGAUUAGUGAUCAUCCAACUUGA